CCUUUCAAAUAAUCACAGUCGCCCGCCCACUGUCCGAUGCUGUUUGCAUCGAAAAUAUUGUCGAAUGCAUGAAAAAGAACAUCUUUGCUGUUUCCCAAGCGCUUUACGAGCAAGACAAUACAAGAUAUUCAAACGGCUUUGGUUUGAGUUAAUAGAGAAUUUCAGCAUCAAACAGACAAGCAAGAGUGGUAUUGAUAAGACUGAAGUUGUGAGCUUGAAGCAACAACGUGAUGGAGGUUGAGAAUACAGAUGGAUCUGAAAACACUGUGUCCAAUGGCAGUACCCAUCCACCCAAACGUGGCAGAGGCAGACCGCGAGGGUCACUCAAUAAGAAAUUCACUUAUGAAAAAGUGGCAACACAAAAUGCCAGGCCAUCCAGAAAGGUGGAAUUCUUUUCUCCCGAAAUAAUCAUAAGGAAAGUGAAGAAACGUGGUCGCCCAAAGAAAAUCAAAAUGCGUGGCAGGCCAAGAAAGAUCCCGCUUACACCUGAGGAAGUGUCCGAGAAACUUCAUAGGUUGAGUACACAGCGGAAACGAAAGCUGUGGAAGCCCCUUGGAAGGCCACGCAUUCAUCCUAUCAAAGAGGGUCCCAAGAUCAAAAGGGCAAGAGGAAGACCUCGCAAAAAUAAAACCAUGACAGAAUCGUCAAAAAACGAUACACACCAACCUAGUGUUGAAAUAAGCCUUGCUGCUGCUGAUGGCCCCCCUCCAAAGAGAGGGAGGCCAUUGGGCUCAUUAAAGAAGAAGAGGGGUCGGCCUGCAGGUUCUACCAAGACUUCACCCACCAAGGUCUCAGAUUGGACCCCAAGAAAGAGGGGCCGUCCUCCAGGCUCUGCAAACAAAGUAAAGAUUGUAAAACAAGUUGACGGAACACCAAAAAAGAGGGGGCGACCCCCAGGCUCCCAGAACAAAGUGAAGAUCAUGAAACACGACGACGGAACUCCUAAAAAGAGGGGGCGACCCCCAGGUUCUGGAAAAAAGGUAACGGCAAAUAGGGUCGGAGAAGGUGCUCGAAAGAGAGGCCGCCCGCCAGGCUCUGGUAAAACCAAAGUUCAUGUAUCAGAUUCGGCAGAUUGUGAUCAGGGUAGCUACGCCGCCACCAACGCCAGUGGUCAGCAUCGUAAGAGGGGCCGUCCAAGAAAAGCCAUGCUAAAUGUAGUGACUGAAAAACUCCCCUCUGCGAUCACAGAGGAAGACGAGAUGGAGAAUGAUGAACCCUCUCCCAAACAAUCCCGUAACUCGGAUUCCUCAUCACAAAUUCCAAAUGAGACCGCAGGAGAGGAAAAUGGGGCAAGUGAGAACAAUGAAGACCCAGAGUAUGAAGAAGAUGAAGAGGAUGACAACAGUGAUUCUCCAAAAGUGAACAGCAUAAGUGAGAAAGAGAUGGGAGAGGCAGCCUCUUUUAGGGUGCAGUCAGGUAAAUCAAAAAAAAUUAAAUAAGAUAAGGGGCAUCAUUGAAAUUUGGUGGGUAUAUUUUUGGAUGGGUUUUAAUAGGGUACGUCAAUAUGUGCACUAUCUUUUAUGCCAGACUGUGCCGAGUGCAUUUUAUUCUUCUCACUUUGAAAUCUAGUGUUAAAGGAGUAGAUUACCCAAAAUAAAAAUUCUGUCAUUGAAUCACGCUCAUGUUGUUCCAAACUUGUAUGACUUUCUUUCUUGCAUGGAACACAAGAGGAGAUGUUGGGAAGAAUUAAAGUCGCACAGGUUUGGAUCAUCAUGAGGGUAAGUAAAUGACAAAAUUUUCAUUUUUGGGUGAACUAUCCCUUUAACUGAUAAUUCUGAGUGAGCACAAUGAUUGGCUUGUAAGGUUGUUUUUUAUUUUUUUUGCAUGGGAAAAGUAUUUUGUCUGCAUAAACAUUUGUAGCAUGCAAAAUAGAAGGUCAACUAGGUAGCCAGUUAUCAUCAUGGGAUCCAAAAAAACAAACAAACAAAAAAUGGUUAGCAUUUGUUAACAAUGGCUUGUGCCAAUCAUUUCAAAGCAACUACCAAACAAGACUGUUUCAACUGGAGUAACUUCCUGUGCAGUAGUCCAUUUGCACAGGAUUUCAGUAUGUUGGCUGAUUUACAUUUUUGUUUGCCCAAAUUGGACUGGUAAAGGAUUUUAAUUGACACAGUAGUUGCUUGGGGUGGGGGGUGGUUGGGUUCAGUGCAUCUUUGUAGUAGUUUUAACUAUUUUUUUAAACAAACCUUUUAUCAUUGUCAGUUCAUUCAUUCUCUGUAAGAUUACAAAAUGAAGUCAGUCCUGUUGAGUUCAGUGUUUUAUAGUGAAAAAGUCCUGUUUUAUGCUUUGCAUCAUUAAAUCUUUGUCUGAUAAAUUGGUCAUUUAUAGAUGUUCAUUUGGCUGAAAUAUUGUGAUUGCUUCGUUUUUUUAGACAUGCUGUUGUUUGUGAAUACACUCAAAUUCUGCUUCAACAAUAGUCUUGUUGAUCCAUUUUUUUUUUUUUUUUAACAAAUUUUUAUUCAAAACAGUUAUGGCUUUUUGUAUACAUUUCUUGUUGUUCUGUCUUUUGUACCUUUUUCAUUUAACCAAUUUUUUUCUUCAUUUGCUUAGGUUGUGUUAAAAAACAGAUAGACAUGAUAUGAACGGUACAUCUUGAUUAUUUUGUUCAUGUGUUUAAUUUUUAAUCUGUAUUUACCAAUAGAUGCUAAUAACAGGCUGUUUUAGGUGAGAUCUUACAUUUAGAAAUAAAAAAAUAAAAUAAAAAACACUCUUACGGUUUAGCCAUAAUGUAUUAAUUUACGUUAAGUACAUGUACACAUGCUUUCUAAAUUAGGUUCCUCGUGCUGUAGUACAAAACAUUUCUCUAUCGCUUUGUAUAAUUCAUUUCACUUUGUGAUUUUGAUAAACAGUGUUGCUGAUUAAUAACCAAGUAAAUCAUGACAUACUUACCAAG
Molecule: messenger RNA, 2890 nt
Organism: Myxocyprinus asiaticus (Chinese sucker)
Lineage: Eukaryota; Metazoa; Chordata; Actinopteri; Cypriniformes; Catostomidae
Product: chromosomal protein D1-like
Exons: 3
Coding region: 231-1439 (402 amino acids)
Molecular function (GO): DNA binding
Source: RefSeq, a predicted model, not a curated record